Molecule: messenger RNA, 1552 nt
Organism: Stereum hirsutum FP-91666 SS1
Lineage: Eukaryota; Fungi; Basidiomycota; Agaricomycetes; Russulales; Stereaceae
Product: ER-derived vesicles protein ERV46
Exons: 8
Coding region: 102-1361 (419 amino acids)
Biological process (GO): endoplasmic reticulum to Golgi vesicle-mediated transport; retrograde vesicle-mediated transport, Golgi to endoplasmic reticulum
Cellular component (GO): Golgi membrane; COPII-coated ER to Golgi transport vesicle; endoplasmic reticulum membrane
Source: RefSeq, a predicted model, not a curated record
AUCGUCGUCUUUGCUGGCCAUUGGCUUUCUUUUCUCCUCUCCUGAUCCCUUCCUUUGCUCUUACCCAUCGUCCCGCUUAGAGCGCGGUCACCGUUAAGGUCAUGGCUAAAGGUUUCUUUGGAGCCCUCAAGGGCGUCGAUGCCUUCGGAAAGACUAUGGAAGAUGUGAAGGUCAAGACGCGUACUGGCGCGUUCUUGACCCUUAUGGCCGCUGCUAUCAUCCUGACAUUCACGACGAUGGAAUUCUUUGACUAUCGUCGAGUCACAAUGGACACCUCCGUGGAGGUCGACAGAAGUAGGGGAGAAAAGCUGACUGUGCGUAUGAACGUGACGUUCCCGAGAGUACCAUGCUAUCUGCUCUCUUUAGACGUCAUGGACAUCUCAGGCGAAACUCAGCGCGAUAUCUCGCAUAAUAUUGUCAAAACGCGACUCAAUUCAGACGGUACCCAAGUCCCUAAUUCGGCAAACAUGCAGCUCAGGAACGAGCUCGACAAGCUGAACGCUCAGCGUCAGGAUGGUUACUGUGGUUCCUGCUAUGGUGGAACCCCUCCAGAGGGCGGGUGCUGUAACACUUGUGAUCAGGUUCGGGAAGCGUACGUGCAGAGGGGAUGGAGCUUCGGUAAUCCAGAUUCUAUCGAGCAGUGUGUUCAAGAGCAUUGGUCCGAAAAGUUGCAUGAGCAGUCGUCGGAAGGAUGCAACAUCUCAGGACGCGUCCGUGUCAACAAAGUCAUCGGCAACAUCCACCUCUCUCCCGGAAAAUCCUUCCAAAACUCCGCCAGUAGUAUCUACGAACUUGUCCCGUACCUGAAGGACGACAAGAACCGUCACGACUUCAGUCACAUCGUUCACUCCCUGACAUUUGGUGCAGAUGAUGAGUAUGAUUCGAGAAAGACGAAGAUCGCGAAUGAGAUGAAACAGAGGAUGGGUCUUGACAGCAACCCAUUGGACGGAUACCACGCAAGGACGAGUCAGCCAUCGACGAUGUUCCAGUACUUCCUCAAGGCUGUCUCAACCCAAUUCAGGACCAUCGACGGCAAAGUUGUCAAUACCCACCAGUAUCAAGUCACUCACUAUAAUCGCGAUGCUGGCAACCCGCAAGAUAAAACGAACCAGGGUGUAAACGUCAUGCACGGCAUCACCGGUGUACCCGGUGCCUUCUUCAACUAUGAGAUCUCUCCUAUUAAGGUCAUCCACGAAGAGACCCGACAAUCCUUUGCUCAUUUCCUCACCUCAACAUGUGCCAUCGUCGGUGGAGUCCUUACCGUCACCUCCAUCUUGGAUAGCGUCCUCUUCGCGGCCAACCAGAGGUUAAAGAAGAGUGGCGUCUCUAAUGGCAGCGCUAACACAGGCAAGCUGAUGUAAAUUCGUUUGUUGUACAUACAUACCGUCUGGAUUGUGCUGUUUGGGAUGUGGGGGCGAAGGGCGGCCCACUUGGCUGAAUGCAUUGGGUCACAAUGGUACAGGGUUUCGAGUCUCAGGAUGUGGUUCCGAGUCUGUUCGGCUCGGAUGUAUCACUGGAAUAAUUUAUUGUCUAGCGCAUCUGUGUGGAAAAC